Molecule: messenger RNA, 2104 nt
Organism: Cyprinus carpio (common carp)
Lineage: Eukaryota; Metazoa; Chordata; Actinopteri; Cypriniformes; Cyprinidae
Product: carboxypeptidase Z-like
Biological process (GO): proteolysis
Molecular function (GO): zinc ion binding; metallocarboxypeptidase activity; protein binding
Source: RefSeq, a predicted model, not a curated record
UUCGAUCAUUUGGCAGCGGCGCUCGUGCAGACUCUCCCUUAAGCGAUGGGGGUAGCGGGACUUUUCGGAAGAUGAUCAACUUUGUACGUCGUAGCGACUGCCACAUCAUUCAGUUUAUGGACAGCAAAAUGCUCACGGUUUUAAUACUUUUAAGCGCACUGGCGACAUGCUUGAGCGUCCCAAGAAGAUGUACUCCGGAAGAAGCAGCAAUAGGAAGAUGCAGAACACCUGCAGAAGAGAGUUCGCAGUGUAUGGAGAUGGUGCUUGGUUAUUGUCAGGAUGUGCCCUACAGCCACACCACAUUCCCCAACAUUGUGGGCCAUCGUUCACGGCAGGAUUUAGAGAUGGGUGUGGAAUACCUGUUUUUGAGUAUGAUCCACGGGCUGCUGAAUGGAGAGUGUUCUCCAGACAUCCGUCUGUUGGGAUGCUCAGUGUUGGCUCCCCGUUGUCAAGACAACAGAAUAAUGAAGCCGUGCCGUAGCUCAUGUGAGAUGGUGAAAAAGAGCUGUAUUCAUGCCUUUGAGGCCAUCCAAAUGGCAUGGCCUUACUUUCUGGACUGCGACCGAUUCUUUGUUGGCAAUGAGGAGGGCUGUUAUGACCCACUAUCAGAGUUAAGAGAAAAUCAGGAAGUGGCCUUUGCCAGCAUAUCUGAUGGAGGUAUUUUCACUAUCCAUCAGUUCACUUACCACACCAACUCUCAGAUGUUCAACAUCCUGAAGAAGACAGCUGCAAAAUGCUCCCAUAUCUCACAAACAUAUAGCAUUGGGCGCAGUGUGGAAGGAAAAGACUUACUGGUUAUUGAAUUCUCUGAUAACCCUGGACAACAUGACCUAUUGGAGCCAGAGAUCAAAUUAAUUGGGAACAUGCAUGGAAACGAGGUUCUUGGCCGGCAGCUGCUGAUUUACCUGGCUCAGUAUCUGUGUUCUGAGUAUCUGCGGGGCAAUGAGCGAAUUCAGACCAUCAUCAACACCACACGCAUCCAUAUCCUACCCUCCAUGAAUCCAGACGGCUAUGAGAUUGCCGCUUCUGAGGGUCAUGAGUACAAUGGGUGGAUCAGCGGUCGGGCCAAUGCACAGAAUCUCGAUCUGAACCGCAACUUCCCUGACCUCACCUCUAUCUUCUACAAUCGCCAUCGCUUCAGACAUUUCCGUAGUGACCGCAUCCCAAUCCCUGAGUCCUACUGGAUAAACAAGGUAGUUGCACCAGAGACCUAUGCUGUAAUGAAGUGGAUAAGAUCCAUUCCUUUUGUUAUAUCUGCCAGUCUUCAUGGAGGAGAACUGGUCAUCUCAUACCCUUUUGACUUCUCUAGACACCCACAACAAAGAAGGAUGUACUCACCCACACCAGAUGAACAAAUUUUUAGGCGGUUGGCUAGGACGUAUGCAGAUGCCCAUCCCACUAUGUCCAACAAUGACACAGAGAGAUGUGGAGCCUCAUUUGCCAAUAAAGGAGGGAUAACCAAUGGAGCACAGUGGUAUAGUUUUGCUGGAGGGAUGUCUGACUUUAACUACCUGCACAGUAACUGUUAUGAGAUCACUGUGGAGUUGGGCUGUGAUAAAUUCCCCUCUGAGGAGGAGCUCUAUCCUGAGUGGCUCAGGAAUAAGGAAGCACUGCUCAGCUUUAUGGAGUUUGUCCACAGGGGUAUAAAGGGCAUUGUGAAGGAUGAGCAUGGAAAUGGCAUUAAAGGAGCCACAAUAUCUGUUAGAGGGAUGCGACAUGACAUCACUACAGCUAAGGGUGGUGAUUACUGGAGAUUGUUGAAUCCAGGUGUCCACAUUGUGAGCAGCGCCUCCGGCUACUCUAAAGUAUCUAAGCGCAUUAACCUGCCAAGGUUACAGGUGGGACGGGUGGACUUUGUGUUGAAGAAGGUCCCACGAGAACCCUCUCUUGACUACUUUAACAUCCCUGAGCUGGACAACUAUGAGCGUUUUGACCCAUUUAAUCAGUAUGAGCAGAACAGCCGGGGAGAGCUGGGAGAGAAUGGGGAGGAGAGGACUGAGAAGCCCUGGUGGUGGGCUUAUUUCAGCCAGUUAGGUAUAUCUGCACCUACCUGGCUCCUGCAGAACUAGGGACCCUUCAAACACCAUUGGAGGGCAACCUGAUA